Messenger RNA from Amoebophrya sp. A120, 6856 nucleotides. Lineage: Eukaryota; Dinophyceae; Syndiniales; Amoebophryaceae. The record is from the annotation of a GenBank genome assembly.
GGCGCAGCCAGGCUAUUGCAAUACGGCAGAUUUUCAGAAGCUGCAACGUCGUUUCAGCGGACGAGAAAAUGUCGUAGUGCGAAAAUUUGGCUCAACACCGCCAUUUUCGCUACUUUGUAAAAUUUUUUUCCCCACCAACUGAACCCCCAGACUCCACUGGUUCUUGUAAAAGUUUACUAUAGAGACUGCUCUGAUAAAGAACGAACGAAAAAGGCGCGGUGCUUCGGCUUGUUGUACUACAUUGUUACAAUCGACCGACCUUAAGAAGUCGUGCUGCUUGUAGAGUUCAGCCUCAUCGGCCCCGCCACUUUGGUUGCUCCAUCCUUGAAUCAGCUUCAAGCUGGAACAAGUAUGUAAGUAAUUAUCUUCUAUCGAUACUAGAAAGAGGCUCUAGCUCGGAUUGAGUCUAGAACAGACAUACAUGUUGGAAGAGGCAUUUCUAGACGAUUAUGUAUGAUUGAUCUAGAAACCACACGAAGCGCAUACGUUAAAGUUUAACAUCACAAGUGGAAAAAUCAAUCGGAUUUCUUAUAGCACUAAAAUACAAUACGUCUCGGACGAAGACAGACUGCUAUAAUAAGUUAUCAUAGGAGACUGAUCGCCUACUCUCGCUCUCUCCGACGAUACUAAUCUGAGAAAACAUAAAAAGAAGUCAUGGCCUCAUUACGACAUCCACUGCCCGCGGGAACUCACGCUGGAAAAGAAAAAAAGCGAAAGACGAAAGACGAGCCGGGGAUGUUGUUUCUGAAAACAUGACGAAGAUCCAUUGCCGACCAGUUUUGUACUCUUGACCAUCGAUUACAGCAAAACCGACGACAACAACUCAACGAAAUUCUUAAGCUGGUGAAGGCAAAAACUGUGGGCUCUCCCUGCCCGAAUACACCAUUUGUUACUCCACAAGCACCUACCACCUGACCUUUCGAUCCGACAGGAGAUAGAAGGGGGCAAAGCAGGUGAAGCAAUAUUACCACCAAGAAGUUUAUUCUUGUUACCUUUUAUUCCCCCAGCGACACGAACAUAAAUCCUUUUUUUCACCUCGCGCACGACUAAAACCGCCCCGCAAAUACGAUUUGAAGGGGAGGACGCAGAACCACGAAAAAGCAGGAAUCAGUAUCGCCAGAGCCGAGCGUCUUCCCGAUUCAUUUGAGCCACCAGUUAACCCUAAUUCAGUUUGGCAGAUCAUCGCAACAACUUCUGGAAAAGCUCGGAUCCAGCACACAUUGCUUGGAAGCCGAAACGAUCGGAGAAGUUUUCUGCCUGCAAGCAAAGAGGACCCUUCUUUUGCCGAAUUAACAGAAUUGCCUUACCACGUUCAUCCCUGCUGCAGCUGCAACUGUUUUAUUGUGGACAAUAAUUUUUCUGAAAAACAAUAACAAAAACGGAGCCAAAAACAACAGACGAAACCAGCUAACAUCAAAAGAUCCACGAAGAAGCGAAGACGGCCAUCAAGCUGGCGAACAACAGACAAAAAGUGACAAGUCCUUAGCAUGGCUGCCGCCGUGAGUAGCCAGCAGCCGCUAAUCGGCGGCGGUUCCGCGGGCGCGUCCUCGUCGCUGCAGGUGCCCGUCCCGCAGCCCCAGAAUGGAGGCGCGCAGAAUGCGACCUCCCCUACCUCUAAAGCGAGUACGCCGUCCAACGCGGCGACCAAUCCGCAACGCAUAAUGGACAGCCAGUGGUUCAUUGACCCGAAGCGCGCGAAGCAGCUCAUCGAGUUCGUGGGCUUGAAGGGGCAACUGAAGCCGUUCGGGUCCUACACCUCCGGGUUGAUCACCAAAACGUCCGACCUCGACGUGAUGUAUGAACGCCACGAAUCGGAACAGCACAUCAUUCCGGUACAGAUUUUGCAGAAGUUUAUGGAGGCCCUAGGAAAAGCGGGGUUCGUCAACUUUGUCACGGUCUUCCAGGCACAACUACCGCUGCUGAAACUCGCGGACCGCCACGGCGUGGACAUUGACAUCAUCGUCGACAACCAGCUGGGCUACCGAAAUUCCGUGCUGAUGGGGUCCUACGCGCGGAUGGACCGCCGCGUGCCCGAAUUCAUCCGCCGGGUCAAGUGCUUCGCGAAAAGGUUCGAAAUCGUCGGUAGUACUGACGGACACUUGAACAGCUACGCGUGGACCCUGAUGGCCAUCUACUACCUGAUGAAAGCCAUGCCGGCGCCGCUGGUACCCAACCUGCAAGCGCUCGCGCAGGACGACCCAAGAGUGGAAAAAAAGUACAUGCUUCCUUUUAUAUAUUCUUCUACUAAGUACAAGUAGUAGUUCAUACGAAAAAUAUUAAAUCUUUCUCUUAUUGAAACUUUCCACUGAUUUUUGCCGGCUGCGCUGUGAAAAAGUCGGUGUUCCGAAGUGAGUCGUCGCAGGGACGCAAAAUUUGUAUUCUGGUGCAUGAAAUUCAAUUUGCAGGUACAUCAAGGACGGUCGUUGGGGCGCAGACCGGGAGUGGAACGUGACUUUUUUCACGGAGAUCCAGAAAAUCCCGCCAUCCGCCAACACUCGGGCGACUACCGAGCUUCUGGGCGAGUUUUUCGAGUACUACUCCCACAAAUUUGACUGGGAUAAGAAGUGCGUGUCCAUUCGGCUCGGGUUGACGCCGCACGACAGUCAGACCGGAGCGGACCGGAGCCAACUGGACCCUUACAUCACAAACCCGAAGGACCAGAGCGGCUGGUACGUAGAGGACCCCUUUGAUUUGUGUCACAACUUGGCGGGAAACGUCACCGCACGGGGGAAGGAGCGGAUCAUGACUGCAUUGAAAAACGCAAACAACGAGAUUCGGGCGCGCGGACCGGCCAGACUCGAAGAGGCGCUGAACAACGUACUUGGAAUUUUUGGCUUCCUAUAUUGAAUAUUUGUAGUGGUGCUGUGUCGGGCUCGGGUCUUUAUGUUUUUGUAGCGAUUUUUUCUUCUCGCGACUACCUAAAAGGACAGAUCGCGCUGCAGUAUCUUCUCAUGACUUUCAUCAUGCAAAUCUAAAGGAUAAAGAUUUGGAAAAUAUUUGUGAUAUUUUGUUCCUGAAGCUGAAAAAGAAGAUGGAGAAGAAAAUGAACAAGAUCUGUGAAAAAAAAACAGCUCUGUCCGCUCUCCUGGCGAGCCGCGGCCUUGUUCAUGAAGUGCCGGGUAAAUCUGGAAAAAGUCACGGAGGAGCAGUUUCGCGAGGCGUUCGCGGAAAUGAAAUUUGACGACGAGGUGAUUUUGUGGUGGCCAUCGAACCGGCCACAAACGAGCCCAAUCAUGGAUGCGUUUCUCCAAUUUAGGUCGGAUCACGACCGAAAAAGGGCACACACGAAAUCGGAGUCCUACGUAGGACAGUGGCAAAUACGGCUGCUGUACUGCUGCUGCGCCGUGCUGAAAGACGUACUUAUUUUAUACUUUGGUUUUCUCCUUGAGAUCAUGAAUGUUUUUGGCUUUUGAAGAGGACGAGGACCAAGAGCAGCUGCAGCUCGCAGGCUUGUUUAUUGGAUGUUUUGUUGAUAGGACGCAAACGCAUAGACGUUCGAAUUUUUCGAUUCAUCGAUUGAAGGACAAAAACCGAUUUCUUCCAGGCGUACAAAGACAACGACAACCACCUGCAACGGGUGACUGUGAACCCCGCCGCCCGGCAGUCGGGUCUCCACGUAGACAACCCGGUGAUUCCCUCGAUCAAGCAAGCCUUAGCCCCGUUCACCGGUGACCCGAGGCAGAAAAACUUUCAGGCGCUCCGGCACCUGUACUUUAUCUCGCAGAAUUCGCAGCACCUCCUAGCCCCAGGAUCGGUCGACAACUUGGAGUACGCACCGGAGGGGGAGUCCCGCGUGGCCGCGACGGAUAAGCUCGGCUCGAACAUGUCUACGGUGGCGUACCUGUUGGGCAACAUGGACGCGAACUUUCUGGAACACUUCCUCCAGGACCCGAGAAACGGCCAGCUGAUUAACACAUUGCAAAAGUAUCAAUCUACAACUCAGAUGUGAUACAGAUUUUUGCUGUUGCGAAUGCAAUUUUAUUCAAUUUGCUACGUAGUUUGGGUUCUUGUGAUUUUUGCACUCUCUAUACAACUAGUUGAGUCCAGAAAAGGCCAGCGCAUGUCUUAGUCACAUCGGGAGAUGAUCCUAUAGCUUCAUUGUCGAUUUCGCGAUAUAUUUCAGGUUGUACGACCUAUUCGUGCGCAGAAGAAAUCACGAGGGUCGCGGCGCUGCGACCACACCCAUCGGGCCCCCCGGUCUCAACAAGGAUGCAGGAGACCCAGCAGCAAAUGAGCUGGACACGGCGAGCGGGAGCGCAAAUGCCGCGCCCGGCGGCGGCUCAUCCCCACAGGGGAAUGCCGCAAAUGGAACGGGUGCACAGAGCCGGAAGCAAAGUGUAGACCCGGACGCGAAUCAGAUGUUGACUCAAGCACAGAUCGAGCUGGACGCGAUGGAUGCACUGCAAAUGUCCAGUAACAACAAAGAAUACCAGCCGCCGCAGGGGGCCCCCGCGCAUUCCGUUGCUCCACCUGGAGCUGCGACGCCAGGCAUGAUGCACGCAAAUACAACAACUUCGGUGCCCCGCGCAAUUCCACCGGCGCAACAAGGAGGUCAACAUCUCAACACCAGUAACCCCGCGGUACUAAACGGCGGAAAAGGUGGUGGACCACUGCCACAGAAUCAGCAGCAAAUGCUGGAAAAUCAGCAUGCACAGCAGCAACAGCACUCAGGCACGAACGGCAACCGGCCACCGGCGACCACGCAGUCCUCGCACAGCAACUUGGGCACCCCGACCGGAAAUCAAGGACACCAGCCAGUGGGGACGAACAAUCAACAAGUCCAACCGCAGCAGCAGCGCAGUCCGCAGAACAAUAAUAACAUGCAGGGGGACUCGUCCAGCUCCACCGCACCGUAUCCGCGGGACGGCGCCGGGAAAGGCGGGGUGAAAACGAUGCACCAACUCGGCGAGAUGAUCUUCCAUGGACUUCACGCCUAUAUCCCGAACCUGGGGACGUCGGUGCCGAAACCUUUCGUGGAGGAAACCGUGCGAAGUCUGGACAAUUACGAUGCCGAAGAACUGAGAAGAAGACUGCAAACGGUGUCAUGAUUUUUUCAAAUUAUCGGUCGACGUAAGGAGCAUGUUGAAAACUACUACGGUGAGUGACGCGCGAAGAAUGGCUUGUAGUGCUUAGAUAGAAAGUCCUCACUGCAGCUCAUGACAAAAAUGCGGUGUGUCACAACGUAACAAAAGCGCGAACAUAUUACAACCAUGCUGUUUCUGACAAGAAGAUUUUUUUUGCAAAAAUACAUGAAAAGCGCAAAUAUACAACACGCAGAUUCAAUCGAUCGCCAUGAAGCACAAGUCGUACACCCCUUCGAUUUCGAGCAAAGUUAACGGCGGAAAAUCUGGCAGUAAUCAGAAAUUGUUGUUUGACUCCUGGGUCAAUUCCGUUGUCGCAGAUUGGGAAACUGCGAGAGUAUAUUUGUUGCCUGACUUUUGUAAUUUCAAAUGCAGUUACAGUUUACUUUCUUGAAGAUGUGCAUGUGCUUGCACAUUUCUUUGUAGAGACUUGUCAUUGAUAUUGUCCUCUUUCCUGCUGUGUGCAAUGAUUUUAAUGCGAAAUUAUAAAGCAAUCACUAUCACACAACAGGCCCGUCAUCCUGAUGCCGCUGCUGUGGACUCGAAGCGCGAAGUUGCGCCCACGAUCAUCAGCAGCAGUGCCCAGAUGGCGUCGCAGAUGCUGGAAAAGGCGACACAGCAGGUCGGCAACCAACCCUCCAACCGCGAUGGCGGACAGCCGGGGGGAAACCAGCCCUUUCUGACCGAACAGCAGAUGAUCGCUUUUCUGAAGCAGCUAUCAAAUGUAAAAAUGUCUGGGUCUGGAAGAUUGCAACUUGUGAUGCUGCCUUUCGAUUCCAAAAAAAUCUGUAUUGCAUGAGCAGCAAAGGGAAUGUACAUGUAGUUUUUGCGUACGCGGAGAGGGCAUUUGUCAUGCGGAAUAUGCAUCAAGAAGCCCUCAAAAGAUCUGUGAUGCUAGGGCACGCAUCACAGACGUCAUGGCUCAUGCAAAACGUGCAUGACAAGUCUCAAAAUUUUCCAGACCCAGACACUUUUACACUUGAUAACAGCAUCCGAACCUUGUGACCGCGGCCGCUGAGAACCCAAGCUUGGUCGCCAGCUUCAUGGGCCCCCACCAGAGCAAGCGAGCGGAGGAGAUCGUGGAAAGCCUCGUGAAUCAGCAAAGCGACAGCGAAAUGAACACGAACGCGCCCGUAUCGUAAAGAAAAAUCCCCCCUCCCCAUAUCGAAAAGGUAUGUUUGCGAAGAUUUGUGUUGCUGAUUUGAGGUCACAAAUCACAUUUGUCUUCCAAGAAGACAAGGGCAGAAGCUUCCACCCCAUUACUGAAGCGAUUUGUCAUGCUGUUGGGCCUAAAACUGAGCCGCUUGCCAUGCUGAACAACUAGACCCAUACGCCCCUGCCUAGCCUGGGGAUCUGGCCGCAAUGCCCCUCUGCAAUACAGACCUGAUUUGUGUAUCCAAAUCCAGCAUCAGAAGUUUCGUUUUGAUAUGGGGAGGGGGGAUUUUUCCUUUUGAUAGCCCGGUUCCUGGGAGCAGCGCAGCACGACCCCCCAACGGGGGAUAGUCGCGGGCGGGCAACAAGGCCCACCGGGGGUCCCCGGGGGCGGGGGUCCCGGAAUGAACGCUUUGCCGAAAAACGGCACGGUGCCACAGGUGCUGCGCAGGCCCGAAAAUGCGGGACCAGGAGUCAAUGUGAAUGGAGCGGCAGGCGGCGGCCCAGGAAACCAGCAACGGGGAGGCCCCGCUGCGCAACAGCAGUCUGCGGAUCGGUCUGCAUCGCUCAACCAGACCCCGGACGUAGCACCCCCACCACCGCCUCCGCUGCAGUUUCAGUAA